This is a messenger RNA of Culex pipiens pallens (northern house mosquito), 1049 nucleotides long. RefSeq lists its product as uncharacterized. The transcript has a single exon. Gene Ontology annotation, molecular function: N-acetyltransferase activity. Lineage: Eukaryota; Metazoa; Arthropoda; Insecta; Diptera; Culicidae. Bases 149 to 829 code for a protein of 226 amino acids. The record is from RefSeq and is a predicted model, not a curated record.
CCAGACUACACGGUUUACACGACGCGCAGCCUCCACCCAACCACCUUGUUGCAGAUUUGUACGCACAUAACCUAAAACAAUUCCCACGUGUAGCUUUCCUGGGUACGUGCGUACGACUCGUUGUAUCAGUUGGCAGCAGAUCGUCGAAAUGGCCACACCAGCAACCGCAGCAGCAGCAACUUCCGAGAUGACCGUGUCGUACCGUUUGGCCACCGAAGCGGACCGGGAGGCCCUUCGGGAAGCUUUACUGCGGUACUUUUACCCCGAGGAGGGCGUCAAUACCUGUUACAACGGCAGCCCGGAGGUCGCCCCGGACGAUGUCGAUUUCUACGUGAAUCUAAUCACCGAAGGCUGCACCACGCUGGCCAUCGAGGACGGAACGGGCCAGAUUGUGGGCUUCUGCGCCGGCGGGAUGCUGAACGGGGACGAGGCCCAGAACAUGGCCACGUUGGCGCAGACGACGGAGACGGAGAAGUUUGCGGACAUUUUGCGCUUCCUCGCGUUCAUGGCCAAGCAAGCGAACAUCGCGGAACGGUACGGCGUGAGCAACAUUUACUACAUGUACGGAGUGGGGGUUGACCAUCGGUACCGGCAGCGUUCCGUGGCCAGCGCCCUGAUGGAGCAGCAGUUUGAGCUGGCGCGGAAGUUGGGUGCGGCCGUGGCGUACGGGGACACCACCGGGGUCAAGUCGGCUGGGAUGUGCAAAAAGUUGGGCAUGGAGAUUGUGUUUUCGAUCGCGUACAACGACUACCGGGAUGAGAAGGGACGGCAAGUGUUUGUGAGCUCGGAUCCGGAUUUGAUGGUGCAAACGGUGGUGAAGCGGUUGUGAGCGUGGAACAUACGUGAACCGAUUGGUAUUACUAAUGCUGAAAGAAAAACGUGACAAUAAAACAUACGGUUUCCUAAGUAAGAUGAGCAAUAUUUGCGAUAAACAUUUAUUCUCUUCUUCCUCUCCAAAUUUCUUAUUGAAAAUCGAAGUACAAUACAAAUUUAUGUUAUUUCCAUUAUUAAAUAAAAACAAAUGAAAAGAUCAACCAUUUCAUGUUUGU